This is a messenger RNA of Nezara viridula (southern green stink bug), 2003 nucleotides long. The record is from the annotation of a GenBank genome assembly. Lineage: Eukaryota; Metazoa; Arthropoda; Insecta; Hemiptera; Pentatomidae.
GUUUAUUAUCAUUUAAAUCUCUUCAUACUCUUUACAUAAGCAUUUGGUGUCAGGUGGCAUGCAUACUGAAUAAUAGGCAUAACAAUUCAAUGAAAUCAUAAAUGAUUGUGUAAAUAAUUCCACAAUCAUUUAAUUGACUCGAACAACAUGGAAGUAACUAGCAGCCCAACUGGUAUUCUGCAAAGUAGAUCUUCAGUUGGAUCUAUCCUCAGCUCAUAUGGCUCAAUUGGAAGCACUUCAAUUCUUAGCGAGGAAAUUGCUGGAUCUCCAUUUAGAAAAAAAAAUGGCCUCAGUGUUCUGUCGGCUGCAAUUUUUAUUGUUGGUGAAAUGGCUGGUAGUGGAGUACUUGCACUGCCACGAGCUGUUGUUGACUCAGGUUGGAUCGGACUCAUUUUGGUGAUAGUAUUUUGUGUUAAUUCUUGCUAUGGUGGUACUAGACUUGGUAUCUGCUGGGAAAUCCUAGAAGAAAGGUAUCCAGAAUAUAAAGGCUCUACACGAAAUCCAUAUCCUACAAUUGCUGAAAGAGCAGUAGGGCAAUGGUGUAGGAAGCUUGUAUCAGCAUGCAUACAAAUUACACUGUUUGGUGCUGGAGUGGUUUAUUUACUUUUGGCUUCACAAAUUUUUCAAGAACUUUUGAAACACUUUCUUCCUAAAGUGACAUUUUGCUCAUGGUUUCUUCUUUUUGCAGCUUUAAUAACUCCUCCAAUGUGGCUUGGUUCACCCAAAGAUUUUCUUUUGGUUGGAGUUGGAGCCAUUUUAUCUACAGCCAUUGCUUGUACAUUAAUUUUUGUACAAAUUGUCAAAGAUGGCAUUAACAAAACUGAACCAGCUCCUCAUAUUCCACAUAACUUUAAAGACUUCUUCCUUUCUUUUGGCGUUAUACUUUUUGCUUUUGGAGGAGCAUCAACAUUUCCAACUAUACAAAAUGAUAUGACAAACAGAAAAAAGUUUACAAAAAGUGUUUAUGCUGCUUUUGUGGUGAUUUUAGUCCUAUAUUUACCUAUAGCAGUAGGAGCAUAUUUUGUUUACGGAGAACACACAAAUGCCAAUAUAAUUCUGUCACUGAAUGGAGGAAUAAUGAUUACACUUGCUAAUGUAUUCCUAGUAAUUCAUCUUGUUUUAGCUUUUCUUAUUGUAAUUAAUCCAGUUGCACAGGAAAUCGAAAAUAUAUUUGAUGUACCUCAUGAAUUUGGCUUUCUACGUUGCAUUGUGCGAACUUGUAUGGUACUUCUUAUGGUAAUGGUUGGAGAGUCAGUUCCUCAAUUUUCAAAAAUUCUAGCUCUUGUAGGAGGUUCAACAAUUACCUUGUUGACAUUUGUUCUGCCAAACUACUUUUACAUGAAGCUUUGUAGUCAAGAAUCUCCAGACUGGGUUAAAAGAGAAAUUCCACUACACAUGCGAAUCUACAUGUGGGAGCUGAUCUUGAUUGGAAUCUUUGGAGGUUUAGCCUCAACGUUUUCAGCAAUCCAUGCCAUAUUUAACAUUCAUUCCAUUGUUAAGCCAUGUUACUGGAUUUUUUGAAUGACUAACUAAACUUUUUUAACUUGUUUUGAAAAACUUUUAUUCGAUUUCAUUAAUAAAUUUAAAACUGUUAAAUGUGAUUCAUGACAAUGGAAAGAUGAUUUUUUUCUCACAUUUGAAUCAACAUAUAAGAUCUGAUCUUUAAUGAAAAAAUAUAAAACAAAUACUUGUCUUACUCAAAGUAAUUAUUGAUACUCAUUUAAAAUUAAAAAUAAUCAUUAGAAAACAGUGAAAAUUUUUCAGUCAUAAAUGUUUCUAUUUUAUUGAAGUGUAUUCAUCAUGGAUGAUUAAAUUAUAAACUUUAAUAAAAAUGAAUUCCUUUCAACUGGACAAUGAUUAAUAAACUAUCAAGUGGACAAUUUUUAUUUAUUUUAUACAUGUAUUAGUUUUAAGUUUGUUGUAUAUUUAAAUAAAUUAAGCAAUAAUUUAUUGAACAAGAGUUUGUGAAUGGUACUUUUUAAUGAAUUUCCAUAAGAUUUAAU